This is a messenger RNA of Symbiodinium natans, 576 nucleotides long. The record is from the annotation of a GenBank genome assembly. NCBI's taxonomy places the organism in Eukaryota, Dinophyceae, Suessiales, Symbiodiniaceae.
AUGGCGCUGCAACCGUUCUCUGCGCCUCAGGGCGGCGUGCAGCCUCCCGUGCUGACGAAUAAGAUGUUGAAGAGACUGCCGGACUUCUUGAAGACGUACAAUCAGUGCUCAAAACUCGCUGGGGAUACGCAGAGUGAACGCAUCGAAAAUGUCCUGCAGAGGGAGUACGGGCAACUAUUCUAUGCCAGCGACAGGCACUAUCUCAGCAAUGAGAGCAGCAACCUUUCGCCAGACCAGCUGUUUUCCGCGGUGAAGAAGCUUCAGUCAGGGCAAAAAGCUACCGACGUCUUGGAAGGCGCUUUUGCAGUUGCAUUCGCCUUGAUGCAACGCUCCACAACAGUUUACCAACUCCGACAAAAGGCCACCGGCAGUGCCGAUGAGGUGGAAUUUGGCACGGCUCAGGCCAUAUUGCUGCAGAUUGCAGCAUGUUUGUCCGGCCCGAGGCUGGGCCGUGGCAGCUGGCGCCUGGAUGAACACAGGGUCAUCUGCAUUGUGCCAUGGGGGCCGCGCCUGCUUGCUGUUCCGCUCUACUUUGGUGAGCACAGCAUGCAAGUUCAGAGCCGUCCGACUAUGUGA